GAGGGAGGCGAGCCCGCCCCGCGCUGCGGCGGGGCCCGGCUCUGGGGCGUCCCCUCCCCCUCCCCCCGGCUGGGGACCCUGUGCCCCGGGGAGCUCCGUGCAGCGAGAAGGCCCCGCCCCGGGCGAGCCGGGGAGGGGGCUCUGGCGAGUCCCCGCUGGCUUCCCUGGCCCAUGGGCCUCAGGGGGGGCGAAGGCCCGGGCCCCCCCGCCCUUCCCCUUCGCGCCGCGGAGACCAGCUGCGUGUGCCCCCGCGGGGGAGAGCUACUGAGCCGGCUGCAGCCGGGGCGCGGCCAGGGUUGUUCUCAGCCCCCCCCCCCCCGCCUCCGUGCAGCUGUGGCCAGUAUGAGGGGCACGACCCUAGUGCAUCCCGUCUCCCCAAGGGGCUGGGAGCCUGUACGCACCCCAUCCCCGAGCCACAGUACAGAGCAGCCCGACCCGCCUUCCCCGAGGAGAAGAGCCGUGCAGCGAAAAAAGCUGGGAUAUCCAGACAGGUGCAUUGGGUACAAGAUUGGAACUGAGACACUAUGGAGCAGUACACAGCAAACAGCAACAGUUCUACAGAACAGAUUGUUGUGCAAGCUGGACAGAUUCAGCAGCAGCAGCAGGGUGGUGUCACUGCUGUCCAGUUGCAGACAGAGGCCCAGGUGGCAACCGCCUCAGGCCAGCAAGUCCAGACCCUCCAGGUAGUCCAGGGUCAGCCAUUAAUGGUACAAGUAAGCGGAGGUCAGCUGAUCACAUCAACCGGCCAGCCGAUCAUGGUGCAAGCUGUGCCUGGGGGUCAGGGCCAGACCAUCAUGCAAGUCCCAGUUUCUGGAUCGCAAGGAUUGCAGCAGAUUCAGUUGGUCCAGCCAGGUCAGAUUCAGAUUCAAGGUGGGCAGGCUGUGCAAGUGCAGGGUCAACAGGGCCAGACCCAGCAGAUCAUUAUUCAGCAGCCACAGACUGCAGUUACUGCUGGCCAGACACAGACCCAGCAGCAGAUAGCAGUUCAAGGGCAGCAGGUGGCACAGACAGCAGAAGGCCAGACCAUUGUCUAUCAGCCUGUUAAUGCUGAUGGAACUAUUCUUCAACAAGUUACAGUCCCUGUUACAGGCAUGAUCACCAUCCCAGCAGCCAGUUUGGCAGGAGCACAAAUUGUCCAGGCAGGAGCCAACACCAGUACAACUAGCAGUGGGCAAGGGACUGUAACUGUGACGCUGCCAGUUGCUGGAAAUGUGGUCAAUUCAGGUGGAAUGGUUAUGAUGGUACCAGGGGCUGGAUCAGUACCAGCUAUUCAGAGGAUUCCAUUGCCAGGGGCAGAGAUGCUUGAAGAGGAGCCUCUCUAUGUAAAUGCCAAGCAGUACCAUCGAAUCCUGAAGAGGAGGCAGGCACGAGCCAAGCUGGAAGCAGAGGGGAAAAUCCCCAAAGAGAGGAGGAAAUACUUGCAUGAGUCUAGACAUCGUCAUGCCAUGGCUAGGAAACGGGGAGAAGGUGGGCGUUUUUUCUCACCGAAGGAAAAGGAUAUGCAGGAUCCAACUCAGGCAAAUGAAGAAGCAAUGACACAGAUGAUCAGAGUAUCCUAACCACUGUCUGAAGGAAAAAGUAACUGAACAAGUUUCCUGUCCCUCUGCAAGUGUGUCCUAUCUUACCGGUGUAUCAAGCAAACCUUCCAAUGGGACAAUCACCAUAUCUUAGCCUACCCUUUUCUAUACAACAAAAACCACCUUUCCAGUAAGUGGUUUGUUUGGGAUUUUAACUGCAGUGGACUCCGCAAAUAGAAAUUAUAGGGACCUUUUUGGUAUACCCAUGUAAUUCAACGCAGGGGUUUGAAAGUCUGACAACUCAUGCCUUUCUUGAAUUAAGGUUGGCCAACUGACAGUGAUUAGCAAUAAGUCUGGCAUGCUGAAGCAGGGCUAACUGAGACCAUAGAGAUCCAUGGCCCUUCGGCAGAGGAGUAAUCCAGUUUGUAGCAACCAGAGCUAACAUGGCUACACCACAGUGCUUUGUUUUCCCAGUGGAGUUUUGUUGUUUAUAUCCACUCCUCAGCUUUGGGCUUCAUUUACUGACAGCUGAACUGUUCACUUGUAGUUGCAUUUGCCCUUCUGGAACUGUGUAACAGAACAAAAAGAGAUUCUCUAAGCGCCAUCCUUUAAAAGUAAACAGCAAGCUCUUUUCUGGGAAAAGUUCAACCAUCUUGUCAAGUUGUUGUGACUAUUGUAAGACCUUCACAAAAAUUGAAAUAUUGUAUAUCUGUUCCAAGGAGUAAGAUGGGAGUGGAUCAUUGACUCAGAGCUAAGUAGGGAAAGCAACCUUGGCGCUGGUGGCAUGUUGCUAGCAAUGGAUGCAUUGAAAGGAGAAAUCCAGCUACUGGGAUAAAAAUGAUAAA
Messenger RNA from Dermochelys coriacea (leatherback sea turtle), 2362 nucleotides. RefSeq names its product nuclear transcription factor Y subunit alpha (gene NFYA). The coding region runs from base 525 to 1559 and encodes 344 amino acids. Gene Ontology annotation, molecular function: RNA polymerase II cis-regulatory region sequence-specific DNA binding; DNA-binding transcription factor activity, RNA polymerase II-specific. Gene Ontology annotation, biological process: regulation of transcription by RNA polymerase II. The transcript has 10 exons. The record is from RefSeq and is a predicted model, not a curated record. Gene Ontology annotation, cellular component: CCAAT-binding factor complex. Lineage: Eukaryota; Metazoa; Chordata; Testudines; Dermochelyidae.